Molecule: messenger RNA, 1812 nt
Organism: Letharia columbiana
Lineage: Eukaryota; Fungi; Ascomycota; Lecanoromycetes; Lecanorales; Parmeliaceae
Exons: 3
Coding region: 1-1812 (603 amino acids)
Biological process (GO): protein N-linked glycosylation
Cellular component (GO): endoplasmic reticulum membrane
Molecular function (GO): alpha-1,2-mannosyltransferase activity
Source: RefSeq, a predicted model, not a curated record
AUGGAGGGUGUCGCACCUGUCUUCGGUCAGAAGAAGAAUAUCGGGGCUAUACCAAACGGCAAAACAUUGAUGCGAUCCUCGCCUUCGUCAAAUUCUGAAAUGAGCCACACUUUCGAUCUAUCCUCAGGCGCCGCCUUCUGCGUAUUUCUAGCCGUCAAUCUGCUAGCCUCUACAUACGCCCCUAUACAGGACUGUGACGAAGUGUUCAAUUACUGGGAACCAACGCACUACAUUGUCCAUGGGUUCGGCCUACAGACUUGGGAGUACUCGCCCGAGUAUGCCAUUCGAAGCUGGCUAUACGCCUUGAUCCAUGCAAUACCUAGCAAAGUUGCGGCUGUCUUCGUUUCGAAGAAGGUCUUCGAGUUCUACUUUGUUCGUGGGGUGCUCGGAUCGAUCUGCGCAGGCUGUGAGACGCGCCUAUUCUCUACCAUUUCACAGACAAUGAAUCCGAGGAUUGCUGUGAUCUUCUUGCUCGCUAUGGUAUCAAGUUCUGGGAUGUUCCAUGCAUCAGUGGCGUACCUGCCUUCAAGUUUUGCGAUGUAUACCGCAAUGAUGGGCGCAGCAGCGUUCAUGUACGUCAAAAAUGGAUUGAAAACCACCGAGGGAAUCAUGUGGUUUGGCAUUGGAGCAACUGUCGGGUGGCCAUUCUCCGCAGCUCUCAUUCUGCCGUUCGUUCCUGACGAAUUGGCAUGUCUAAAGCGGACUUCCGAUAUAAACGGGGUAGCAUCCAGGGUCCUCGGUGGUGUGUUGAGGACCUUGGCCAUAGUGUCUCUUCAGUUGGCUGUCGAUCUGUUAUUCUACGGCAAGCUUGUGUUUGUCCCUUGGCGCAUUGUAUCCUACAACAUCCUCAGUGGCUCAUCACGCGGGCCCGAUAUCUUUGGAACUGAACCCUGGCACUUCUAUAUCCGCAAUCUACUUUUGAAUUUUAAUGCAUGGUUUCUGCUUGGUAUGUGUGCCGGACCGCUUCUUGGGCUGCAGCUUCUAUUUACUCGUCUGUCCUCGACAAGAUGGACAACCUUGAGAAGCAUGAUGAUCAGUACUCCAUUCUAUAUGUGGCUUACCAUUUUCUCUGCCCAAUCUCACAAAGAGGAGAGAUUCAUGUAUCCCGCGUAUCCUUUUCUUUGCCUAAACGCUGCCAUAGCCUUGCACACUGUGCUCAAUUACUUGGGACAUCUGAGCCCAAAAAGCGUUAUUGGCAAAUGUUCAGCAAAGGUAAAAUUGGCCCUCGUUAGCGGUUUUGUGCUUGCCAUUGCUACCGUUGGAAUUUUGAGGACCUUGGGAACCGUGAGCGCGUAUAGCGCCCCUCUCGAAAUAUACAAACCAUUGCAGAGCCCAGAAUACGCCGACAUGCAAGGCAACGUCUGCCUGGGAAAAGAAUGGUAUCGGUUUCCUUCAUCUUACUUUCUGCCAAAGAACAUGCGACCCAAGUUCGUCAAGAGCGCCUUUGAUGGCUUGCUUCCUGGCGAAUUCAGCGAAGGAGGGACCGUCUCUGGAAUCCUUCCUACAUGGCUUAUACCUCCUGGUAUGAACAAUCAGAAUAUUGAAGAUCCGGGCAAGCACGUCGAUGUUGGUCAUUGCUCGUUCAUGGUGGAUUCGACCUUCCCUGGAUCCGAGUAUUCGAUGCUGGAGCCGAAUUAUAUCGUCGAUGGGAAGAACUGGGAGCAAAUACUGUGCCAUAAGUUUCUCGACUCCUCGCAAACCCAUCCAUUGGGUCGCAUCCUCUGGUUACCUGACUGGGAACUCAUUCCAGCGAAGUUUCGAAGAAAAUGGGGCAGGUAUUGUCUGUUACGGCGAAAGUCGGCCACUGCUUGA